Messenger RNA from Rosa rugosa (rugosa rose), 720 nucleotides. Its product is annotated as thioredoxin H2-like. The record is from RefSeq and is a predicted model, not a curated record. NCBI's taxonomy places the organism in Eukaryota, Viridiplantae, Streptophyta, Magnoliopsida, Rosales, Rosaceae. The transcript has 3 exons. The coding region runs from base 96 to 482 and encodes 128 amino acids.
AUUUGAAUACACACAUCAAUCAAACCUUCCCUGUUCUACUAGAAUUUUCAGUCUAGAUAUAACAGAGCUAACUAGUCAGAUCGAGUUCAGAAAAUAUGGGAAGCAACCACAGCAUUGUUGACGACUCGGAUGGAUCAUCACAUGGAAAGAAGUCUCGCAUCAUGUCCUUCCAUUCCAAGGACCAAUGGAAGACCCACUUCACUGCCUCUAAGCAAACUAACAAGCUGAUUGUGAUUGAUUUCACGGCAACAUGGUGCGGACCUUGUCGAUCAAUGGAGCCAGCCUUGAAAGAGUAUGCUGAUAAGUACACUGACGUCGAGUUUGUGAAGCUUGAUGUGGACGAGUUACCGGAUGUGGCGAUGGAGUUUGGGGUGCAGGCAAUGCCUUCCUUUCUGUUUAUUAAGAAAGGAGAAGUGAUUGAUAGAGUUGUCGGGGCCAGGAAGGAGGAACUCCAGAAGAAGAUUGAGAAACACAGGAAUUGAUUCCCUGCUGUUAAUCCCGAGUACGGAAGCUCCAAGAUCGGAAAUAUCUAUAAGCAAAAUAAAGCCAAGAUAAGACUGACCAUAUAUGAAAGUAUAUCAAUAAGGUCUCUCACUUGGGGUUUUGGAGUACUGUGUUCAGUAUUUUGUAUUCUUUCAUUUUCAUGUUUAUCGAAGUUCGUACUUCUCUGAGUACCUAACUCUAAUCUUAAUAAGAUAUAGUACUUCUCUUAAUUCUUAA